AUGGAAGGACAGGAGCACGCGGACUGGACCGGCGGCUGCUACUAUGAGACGGAGUGUUACCCCGCAGCGGCCAGCAUCGUGACGUCCGUGAGCGGCUACAUGAGCGCGCCUGUGGCUGGCACCUGUCACGUGAACGCGCACUAUGGAAACCCGGUCGGGUUCGGUCCCUCGCAGAGCUCCGGGGCAGCGGGGGCCAGCAUAAGCCCCUUCUGCGCGCCGCCUCCGCAGGGGAACGGUUCGGCGUACGAACCGACCUGCAGCAUCAGAACCAGGGAGUCCAAACCGUACCGGCGGAGCUACACGCACGCCAAGCCCCCGUACUCGUACAUCUCUCUGAUCACCAUGGCGAUCCAGCAGUCGGACAACAAGAUGCUGACGCUGAAUGAGAUCUACCAGUGGAUCAUGGACCUGUUCCCGUUCUACCGGCAGAACCAGCAGCGCUGGCAGAACUCCAUCCGGCACUCUCUCUCCUUCAACGACUGCUUCAUCAAGGUCCCGCGCUCCUCGGACAAACCCGGGAAGGGCUCCUUCUGGGCCCUGCACCCGGACUCGGGGAACAUGUUCGAGAACGGCUGCUACCUCCGGCGCCAGAAGCGCUUCAAGUGCAAAAACAGGUCCGGCGGCGGGGACGGGGAGCCGGCGGCGAAUGCGGGCUCCGAGGGCGGUUCCGGUUCCGACCCUCCAACUCCGUCCUCCUCUCCUCCAUCCACGGAUCCCAAGGACCUGAAGGCCCCCUCCCCGCCCCCGCUGUCCCAUCAUCACCUCCCCAUCCACCUGAAGUCAGACCUGUACCACCCCAGCUACCCUUUCAACCACCCAUUCUCCAUCAACAACAUCAUGUCCGAGCCGCAGCUCCACAAAACAGAACCCAUGGUUCAGUAUGGGGCUUUUGGGUGCCCGGUGUCCGGGACACUGAUGGGGGCCAAAAGUGGCCUGGAUGUCAGCCACCCCGAUACCAACUACUACCACGGCCUGUACAGUAGAUCCAUCAUGAACCCCUGA
This is a messenger RNA of Oryzias latipes (Japanese medaka), 1002 nucleotides long. Its product is annotated as forkhead box A. The record is from RefSeq and is marked provisional. Gene Ontology annotation, molecular function: transcription factor binding; RNA polymerase II cis-regulatory region sequence-specific DNA binding; DNA-binding transcription factor activity, RNA polymerase II-specific. NCBI's taxonomy places the organism in Eukaryota, Metazoa, Chordata, Actinopteri, Beloniformes, Adrianichthyidae. Gene Ontology annotation, biological process: cell differentiation; regulation of transcription by RNA polymerase II; anatomical structure morphogenesis.